Messenger RNA from Mizuhopecten yessoensis (Yesso scallop), 7932 nucleotides. Its product is annotated as sal-like protein 1. The record is from RefSeq and is a predicted model, not a curated record. Gene Ontology annotation, cellular component: nucleus. Gene Ontology annotation, biological process: regulation of transcription by RNA polymerase II. Lineage: Eukaryota; Metazoa; Mollusca; Bivalvia; Pectinida; Pectinidae. Bases 315 to 4580 code for a protein of 1421 amino acids. Gene Ontology annotation, molecular function: RNA polymerase II cis-regulatory region sequence-specific DNA binding; DNA-binding transcription factor activity, RNA polymerase II-specific. The transcript is spliced from 4 exons.
GCUGUAUCACACCUCAGUAUGAAUGAACGUUAACAAUGCGUCGCUACCUCCUCGCUUUAAAAAAUCAGUGGAGUAUUACAUUUUACCCAUCGGCUGACAGCUAGAAAACCUCCCGCAGAUAAUUUGCCGAGUCGGAUCAAAACCAAUCAAAAGUCUUGUUACAAAUUUGAUUAUGAUAAUUACGAUCGCGGCCACAUUACAAAUGCUCUAUUGAUAAUCAUAUUUUCGACAUGCGCAUAAGGGUAUCUUAUUUGUAAAUCAGAAAAUUGCAACACAAGAAGUUUUGUCAUUCUCCUGCUUACUAUACCUAAGCAAUGUCACGUCGCAAGCAGCCCGUCCCUCGACACAUCGAAACAGAGGAUGAGCUUGCUACCAUCUUGCAAAACGGUGAAAACAGUCAGUCACCAACUGCCUCACCAGGAGGAGAUGCACAUGUUUGCGGUAAGUGCCGUGAAGAAUUCCCAGACUUAGCCACUUUCCUGGCUCACAAAAAGGCUUGCAGCCAUAAGCGAGUGGUAGUAUUUUUUGAUGCCAACGACCGUGAUAACUCGCAGAGUGACAAUCAGUUAGAGCGAAGCAGCAAAAUCCCGAGGAUGAGCAAAGUUUCUGAUGUGACUGUUCGGGACGGUUCAGACGGUGAGACACAUAUGGACCAAUCAGAAGAGGAGGAAGAAGAGGAAGAUCAGACUGAAACAUUCGUAGACGAAAUGGAUGAAGAUGAUGGCAUCAUGGAGGACACAUAUCUCAAUGGUGAAGUGUCUGAUGAAGACGAUUUGGACGAUAUUGAUGAAAUAAAUGACAAAGAAAAUGACUAUGGGAAGUUAUCUUCAGAAAGUAAAAGUGACCUGUCUCUUCAGCUUCCUCAAUUUAUGUUGCCAUUUUCAUCAUUUCUACCCAGCAAUAACAAUGUUACACUAGAGCCGAUAAACGCCACCAAGGCUGCUGUAGCUCAGUUCGCAGAGAACAACUUGCCCCCCUCAGACUUAGCCAUGUUACACACCACACUGUACAGCCUUCAGCAACAACAGCUAGUUCAGUUACAGCUUAUACAGCAGUUACAGCAACAGCUGUUGAUGGGUAUGUCCAGCUCCUCGCCACUGCCCAAUGGUCACCUCUCGCUCCUCACACCACCGGCAUCCUCAGCAACAUACCCUCUCAAGGAACUCACCUCCUGUAUCCAAUCAGCUGGUCUGCCUGAAAUCACAAGUGGAGAGAAAUCCUCAACAAUAUCCACAAAACCCACAUCAUCAGAAUCCACAUCACGUGUCUCCUCGUCAUCCACCACCACUCUGUCACUGUCCACAAAGCCUAUUCCGUCAUCGCAACCUCUCCCUAGCAACGAUGCCGUAUCCAAGGCUACUGUUGUCCCAGAAACAUCUGAUUUUGCCAGGUUGUCAAUGUUGGUUGAGAGAUCCCAGUUUGUUAGUGAUGACCCCUUCUUCCGUCACAAGUGUCGCCUGUGUCAUAAAGUCUUUGGCAGUGACAGUGCCCUUCAAAUCCACAUACGUUCUCAUACAGGGGAAAGGCCAUUCAAGUGUAACAUCUGUGGUAACCGGUUCUCAACCAGAGGAAACCUGAAGGUCCAUUUUGAGCGACACAAGGCGAAGUAUCCACAUGUGAAAAUGAACCCGAAUCCGGUUCCGGAGCACCUGGACAAAGCGCCGCAAAUGCCACUGUUGGGGUCGCCAUUCCAUAGCAUCACCACACCUCCACCUCUACCAAUGUCUUCUAGCAUACACGGCUCUUUGCACAUACCGCUGCCUCCACCAAUCACCUCUGUGGCUCCCGCUCCACUCCCACCGACAGCGCACUCCCGGCCACGAUCGGAGAGCAAGAGUUCCGAGGACAAGAAGCCAUUGCCUAGUCCCAAACAAUCACCUUCUUCUGUUGUCAGCACAACUCCCUCGUCUGUUGUAAGUGACCAUUCUGCUGGGAAAAAGUCUCCAAUUAUUGAGACCUCAAAGGCAGUAUCUUCAGUGUCAAUGUCAGCUUUACUGCCACCUUCCCUACCGAUAAGUUCCAGUAGUUUAGGCCACAUUGAUAGCCAACACAAACCUAUUUCUAGUCCCUUCAUGCUGGCGCCAUCCACCUCACAUAUGCCACCAAUCAUGUCACACCCACUGUUGUCCCCACUGUCCUCGAUGCAUCAUUCGCUGCCUCCUCCACCACCUCCACCUCUCAUGUCAGCCGUUCCAUUUGGCCAGCCAUCUGGUCGUGACUCCAUCUUGCCAGCUAAAAUGAUCGACCAUGACGAAAGCUUGGAGCAGUACAUGGAAAUCAACCGAUCUGAAACCUCCAAACUUCAGCAGCUGGUGGACAACUUGGAGAACAAAGUGUCUGAUCCUAACCAAUGUGUCAUCUGCCACCGUGUCCUCAGCUGCAAGAGUGCUCUCCAGAUGCACUAUCGCAUCCACACUGGAGAGCGACCUUUCAAGUGUAAGAUCUGCGGCAGGGCCUUCACAACCAAAGGUAACCUCAAGACUCACAUGGGAGUCCAUCGCAUGAAGCCGCCACUUCGUAUGAUGCACCAGUGCCCUGUGUGCCACAAGAGUUUCACCAAUCUGUUGGUGCUUCAGCAGCAUAUCCGUAGCCAUGCCGGCAUGCAGGGUCUACACCCAAUGCCUCAUAUGGAACCAAUGCGUAUGUUCCCCGAUAUGCACCCACCGAUGCCGAGCUGGGCCCCAAGGCCAUUUGAUCUGUCAAUCAAACCAGACCCUGAGAAGGAGCUAGAUCUAAGUAAGGCGAAGGUCUCCGGCUCUGGGGGUCAUCAUAAGGAUGAGUUAGACAGUGGGGAUGAGGUCAACAGAGACGACUACAUGGACAAUGAUAGCUUUGAUGACAUGGAUGAUUGUGACAUUGAGGAGGAUAUGGAAUUAGAGGAAGAUCGAGAGAGGAUGAAGAAGGAGUUGGACGAGGAUGGUGAAGAGGAAACCAAUCAUAAUCUAGCUUUGAACAAUAGUGGAAAACAUAAGUUUGACCAAGAGAAUGACAAGAGCAGGAAAGAGUCUCUGAAAAGACCUGCCUCUGCAAUGUCUGAUGGAUCUCAAGAUUUGGAAAGGUCUUUGAGUCCAAAGUACAUUAGUCGGUCGCCACAGAUGGCACCAGACAUGGCGAUCUUCUCAUCCUUUGGUUCCACCAGCACUGCGCCGGUCUUCAACUCCUCGCUUGCUGCUCUGGAGGAACGUGUGCGCGCGAUCGAUGCAUCCAUGGCUCAGUCUCCACUGCAUCACUUCAGACCGAUUUCACACAUGAAUGGUUUGCCAAUGUCCCUGCCUAACGGUGACACCUCUCCAACCUCUCCAAACCAUCAGUAUGAGUCGGGAUCAGAGGGCCAUAGUGGCGAGGAUGGCAGCAAACCAGGAACUCCGGCUCUCUCUGUCACCAGUGAUGGUGGAAGUUCUAUCGGGUCCGGCAGUGGCUUCAUGAUGGAUGCCAAUGACCACCGUAGAACAAGUACAACAUGCAACAUCUGCAUGAAGACUUUUGCCUGUAGAAGUGCUUUGGAAAUUCACUACAGGAGCCACACCAAGGAACGGCCAUUCAAGUGUAACUGUUGUGACCGCAGCUUCUCCACCAGGGGAAACAUGAGGCAGCAUAUGCUCACGCAUAAAAUCCGUGAUUUGCCCAAAUCGUUCAAGGAAAAUGGUGAUAGCAAAAUGAGCGAGAACAAUAAUUCAUUGGACGCUCCUGAUAUGGAACAGGGCAAGACUUCUCAGGAAUUCUCUAGUAACCGAUCUGAUUCCUCAAUCACCUCAGGUUCCUCAGGCAACCAUCACACCUCCACGACGAGUCCCACGUCCACUACCAACAACACCACUAGUUCACGUGACGGCGACAACUCGCCAUUUGUGCGUGAGGCACCUUUGAAGCAUCAAUGUCAGGUCUGUCAGAAAGGCUUUUCAAGUGCAAGUGCGCUCCAGAUACAUAUUCGCACUCACACUGGCGAUAAACCCUUCAAGUGUAAUGUCUGUGGGAAGGCAUUCACCACCAAAGGCAAUCUGAAGGUACACAUGGGCACACACAUGUGGAAUAACAGUCCAUCGCGUCGUGGCCGUAGGAUGUCCAUAGAGCCGCCAUUCAUGAUGGCCCACAAAGACAACCCCUACCUAGCAGGGUUUCCUCACCGAUCCCCAGACUUUUUUCCGUAUCAAUUCCCACCGUUCAUGGGAGUAACACCACCAAAAAUGAACGAAAUUUCUGUGAUCCAGAACUUGGCUGGAGGGUUAGGACACAUGCCUCCAAUGUCUCUCGCACAAGAGAUGACAUCUCCACGCAGUAGUAGUAAUAGUGUUUCUAAACCUACAGACUCUUUCAGUAAUGGUAAAUCUGACUGGAAACACAAGAGUUCAUCGGAAGGUCGCAACACAGACUCUCGUAGUAGUGCAUCAAGUUCAGGUGAGCUUGACCUGAGCAUGAAAUCUUCACGUUCAUCCCCUUCUCCACCGAACACCUCCUCACUGCCCGACAAGGUUUCCUCCUGGUCGUCAAAGAGCUAUCACUCUUCACCGAGUCCCAUCGACCAUCACAGUCAGCCCUUUCACUUGAAGGGGGAAUCUGCCCAUAAGGGGGUAGUAGCCUAAAGUUGCCAUAGCAAUUCUGUAUUGUGAAACAUUAUUUGAUUGGACUUUUCAUACUCUUCACCUGGUUAACAGUGCGGCUUUGUUGAAAUGAGAACAGUAAAAUAACUUUUCUGUGAACAUUAUUGCAUGCUGUUGAAUAUGUACAAAUUUUUGUACAUAGAUAGAAUGAGAUGCCGACUGUUGGAUGUACACCCCACGUAAGCCUGUUGUUGAUGUAAUUAUAGGCCUAGAUGUUCAUCUUGAUCUGACGCAACAUUCCACAAAAUGUUGCAAGAACGAUAUUGUCACUGUUGGUAUGUUGUUUUAGAGGAAAAGUUUUGUUGUGAAAUUUUCAAGAAAUUGAAAUAUGAUGUUCAUUAAAGUUUAUGAGUCUGUGAAUGUGUAUAUCAAUUGUCUUCAAUACUGAUUGAAGGCGUACAAAAGGGCAGAUUAUGUAAUAUAUAUGGUGUAUGAUAUAUUUUGAAAACUCCGCCUCAUUGUAAAGUUGUACCAGACGUAGAAUCUCCCUCAUAUUAACGGUUGUGAUGACUCAUUGUGUAUUAACUUUAAACUCUGUUGUCAUGGUAACAAUGUGGUGUCCUUGAAACAGACUCUGUUGCCAUGGAAACAGUGUUGUCAUGGAGAUGUCACAGUAUUUUGUGUGCACUGGAUUUUGUUUUCAUUAAGGUGCAUGUGAUGAAAUGUAUUGUGUAGUUAUAUAUCAACAUGUUACUGUGUAGAAACGUUUCUGUAUAAAGUAUCUUUUUAUGGAAUGAGAUCUGAGGACCCCUUCAUUACUUACACCAUCAUGUGUGCACCUUGAGUGUUUGAAUGCAUAUAAAGGUAACUUCCUGGUAGUGUUAUUAUGUGUUUUUAAGUGUACUUUUACGUAGAAAUAAAUGAUAUCUAGUCGAUACACUGUUGCUAAUCAAACGAUUUUAUAUUUGCAUAUCAUAGUUAGUGGAAUGGUCUACCUUGCCUUGCCCAUAUAAAUCACAUUCAUCGUGGAUCUGUGGUCAAGAUCCUAAUAGUUUUAAGAAACAUAAACGGACCAGUUAGGUAGGAUAGAUGCUGGACCCCACUGCCUUCCACAGUGGGGUUCAUUACAUCCUGGUUUUUAGCAUUGUCAAAACUUUGCUGUUUAUUUUGCAUUUUUUCCCAAAUUCUUGCCAGUUGAAUACAUCUACAGCGAAAACAAAUUUAGAUAUUUUCAUAUUUUAAUUUCACUUAUUGUUUACAAAUAUGUAGUUUACAUUUUAAAAUUAGGCUGUACCAUAUCCCAUCCCCUCAUCAAUCAGUAUUCUCCAACUUACGUGAUAUAUCAUUAUUUAAGGUCAAUAGUAUCCACCUCUCCCUAUAUAUUCCUAGUUUAAUCUCCCCUUCCUAUUUCACCUUAUCUGUAGUAUAAUAAUACUUUUCCCUCCUUCCUGUCUGUUCCUUUGUCUCUCUCUCCAUUCUUUCCUGAUAGUCACAGUUAGAACAUGGUUAACAACUAUGAAGAGUUCUUGACACCAAAGAUUCUAUGUAAGCUGUAUAUAUAUAGCCCCUAUGUACAUGCAUAGCAAUAUUUACAGUCACUGUAAAUUAAUUAUUUUGUACAUUUAUUUUUAACUUCAUUAUUAUAUAGUUUGUUGGUUUUUCAGUUGCUAUGUAUUUACAGUUCCUCUCCUGCUUAGGGAAAUAGUUUUCAACAUAUUUACAAACUUUUGUUUGUUUUAUUUUUCUUUCACUUCUACACAGAUGGUGCUUUAUAAUGUAGAAAGCAAAAACUGUUCAAAUCAAUUUCCAUUUUUCUUGUUUAAAAUCAUUUCCUCAUUCUAAUUAAGAAAUCUAUUAAUUUUUAAUUAUCUCUCUACUUUGAAGUGAGCGGACAAAUCUGAAUACAUUUGACCAGUUAGUAAUUAAACGCCCUGGUUACUGUUAGUCUGAAGUUUUAUUUAGUAGACAAACUUUUAAUUGGUCUUCCAUGCUUGAUGAUAAUUUUAAGUUACUGAUUCAAUUAAACCUGUUUUUAGUAUCAAGGAACAAAUUCUAGUUUUUACCAUUUUUUUCUAUUGUUUUUAUCAAAAAGAAUUUCUCCGGUGAAUGGAUCCUACUUGCUUCGAUGCAGAAAUCUUAAUGUAUUUUUUUGCUGCAGUAACAUCAUAAGUGUGGGCAAGUACAUGUUUGAUGUAAAUUAAUUUGUAGGACAAAUGAAAUCCAAAUACACAGCAUGUCUCGAGAGCUUCCAUCUAACUUAGAUGCAAAAAUGUAGCCAUAUUUGUAGGUAAAUUAACCAAUAGUUGUUUGUUUUACAAGUAGGUUAUUUUGACCUUUCAGUCUUCAUUAUCAAUCAUCGAAAUCCAUAUUCUGUUUUUCCCUGUGUUCAAUCUUUCUAGAGAGGUAUAUUGUGCUAUUCUACACUACCUGGGAACAAGAGAUGUCAGGUGACAUUUUAACAAUGGUUUUACUGUCACCCUUUACACUCUGUGUGCUUUUUAUUGUGAAACCCUUUGUUGUUCAAAUAUUUAGAACUUUUGAAGGAAUAUUUAUUUAUUAUUUCAAAAAAUGUUGAGAUAUUGAUGAAAUAAUGAAUAGUGUGUAAAUCUAUUAACUUGUACAUGAAGUUAUCAAAUUGUCUUUUUACCUUAGAAUAAUAGAAUUCUAUAGAGUUUUCAUGGGUCAAUAUGAAGAGAAAGAAAAACAUGAUACCAAAAAGAAUGAAACUCGGGAGGGAAUAUUAUAUCACUGAUGAAAUUAUAAUCCAUAUUUCUUUGUUAAAGGUUUUGAUAUUUUAAGUGUUAUUUAUAAUUAAAGAAUGAAAUAGACAAUGUGGAAAUAUUUGAUAAAUUAUGGCGCAGACAUAUUGUAAGAAAUUGUUAAAUCUGUAUGUAUUUAUUCCUGUAACAUUUUAAUGAACUUUGACCACCUCCACCUUUGACCUUGACCAUGACCCAGCCAACCCUCAUUCAGGGACAGAUACCCAUCAUAUGGUCGUAGAUCAUGUUUUAUCACACUGCCUGCAUUAGAUUUAUACCGAGAGGAGAGCUGGGGUAUUCGGCUAGAUUUCUAGAGUUUUAAAUAUGCUGUUCUUGUGUUCAUAUUGGAAUUCAACGGAUGUAAAGGCUUGAUAAUGUGCAAUUGGUAUCUAUUUACUUUAAUGCGCUAUACAUAUUUUUGGUUUAUGUGACACUGUCACCACUCCUGACCUUUGACCUUGGAGAUGUGUGUCAUGUGUGACAGACCUCACCUGACCCUUGAACCCUUAGAUAUUUAAGAUAAGGAAGAAUUGUGUGGCUGGACAAGUUAUAUAGAUAGAGUCUGUACAAUGUAGUUUAUUACUUAGGUUUUUAUUUUGUCAUACCAGACAAAUAAAAAAGCCAAAGCAACUGUA